AUGGAGAAUAUAGAGAGAUCAGGAAAGAAGGGAAAACCGAAAGUGGGAAUUGAAAUCGAUAUUAAGAAGAUGGAUGAACAGUUGCGAAGGCAUAUAGACAAAACAUUAAGGUUGAGAAACAAAAAAUCGCGUGACGAUAAUGACGAGAAAUCCAACAUUAAGGUUUCAUCAGUGGAAGAAAAAUGGGAAAUCGAUCCUAAUAAACUGCUGUUGAAGAGUAAAAUCGGCCAAGGCGCCUUUGGAUCUGUUUAUAGAGGUGUAUACGAUGGAGUUGACGUUGCAGUUAAACUAAUGGACUUGGGAGAUGGGAUCCGAAGAAAUUUUUUUCAUAAAACUUUCUCACAAGAAGUUUCGAUAUGGAACAAGAUGGAUCAUCCUAACAUUGUCAAGUUGAUUGGAGCAAAAGCGAGCAUUGCAGAAGUUAACAUGACAUCAGAUUGCAACAAAAUUGACAAGCUACAAAACAUUUGUUGUAUCGUAGUUGAGUAUCUUAUAGGAGGUACUCUGAAGUCUUACCUCAUAAGAAACAGGAAAAAAAAGCUACCUCUAAAAGUAGUCAUUCGACUGGCACUUGACAUUGCUAAAGG
Messenger RNA from Olea europaea var. sylvestris, 587 nucleotides. Its product is annotated as serine/threonine-protein kinase HT1-like. Gene Ontology annotation, biological process: protein phosphorylation. The annotation marks the transcript as partial. The record is from RefSeq and is a predicted model, not a curated record. Gene Ontology annotation, cellular component: plasma membrane. The transcript is spliced from 3 exons. Gene Ontology annotation, molecular function: protein kinase activity; ATP binding. Lineage: Eukaryota; Viridiplantae; Streptophyta; Magnoliopsida; Lamiales; Oleaceae.